This is a messenger RNA of Peronospora belbahrii, 546 nucleotides long. The record is from the annotation of a GenBank genome assembly. NCBI's taxonomy places the organism in Eukaryota, Oomycota, Peronosporomycetes, Peronosporales, Peronosporaceae.
AUGACCGCUUUGCUUGUGAAAAUUUUAUGGAAGCAACAUGAGACUGUUCUACCUCCAUCGAUGGACGAAGUUCUAGCUAAUGAAGUCAACACGCAGAUGCAGGAGGCUCGAGCGUGGACGUACAAGCUAUGUCGCAGUGAGAACGCCAUCAGUCCCAAGUCAUAUGAUGCAGUACGCUCGCCCAUGCUAAAAUUGCCCACGAAGAAGUCAAUGGUAGUCGAAACGAACAGCAAAAAGCGCCGAUUUUCGUUGCGGAGGUUGUUCAAGCACGAGAACUACCCCCAUCAGAACCAGCAAGUUGCGGUCUUUGUGCCGCCAGUGACCAUACCGACCGAUUUUCUUACCCGAGAGAGGCAUGGCGCCGUUACCGUUAGUGGCAAGCGCGUACCCUUUACGUGUGACGCUCACAAGCGCAGAAAGAGAACGAGAAAGUCCCUGCCGUGCAUAAACGAAGAACACGCUCUCGUACCUGGGAGCUCGUCUCAGGAAGCCUAUCGUCGGCGUGCGUAUUAUCCAGCCAAGAAGAAGAACAAGGCCAAAAAGUGA